UCCUUCGUUUGUGAUUGAUUGCAGGAAGAACUCCUGGAGUUUGGUUCCUUCACCAUGUCCUUCAGUGGCACCCAGGACAAAUGCAAGGCAUGCGAGAAGACUGUCCAUUUCAUCGAUCUCUUGACCGCCGAUGGAGUCACCUAUCAUAAGACCUGCUUCAAAUGCAGUCACUGCAAGGGCACUCUCUCGAUGUGCAACUACUCUUCCAUGGAUGGUGUCCUCUACUGCAAACCUCACUUUGAGCAGCUCUUCAAGGAGACAGGAACCUUCACCAGAAAGUUUCCUACAGGUACAAAGUCUGGAGAGAGGAAUGAACAGUCCAAGGCACCAACCAAGAUCUCCUCCAUGUUCUGUGGAACUCAAGACAAGUGUGCCACCUGCAAGAAAACAGCAUACCCCUUGGAAACGAUGACCAUGGAAGGAGAGUCGUACCACAAGACCUGCUUCAAGUGCUCCGUCGGCGGCUGCAUGCUCACGCCUUCGUCCUACGCCGCGCUCGACGGCAUCCUCUACUGCAAGCACCACUUCGCGCAGCUGUUCAUGGAGAAGGGCAGCUACAACCAUGUGAUCCAGGCUGCUUUGGAGAAGCAGAAUGCUGGGGAGCAGCCGCCGUCGUCCGAGCCAACGCCUGAACCCACCGAGGACCAGGAGCAGACAUAAGGGCGUGAACACAGCGAGAACAUUAAACCUCGUCUCUUCUGUUUGCCUUCUUCCUCUCCCUCUCACGAGAAAAGAUUGGUGUGUUUCUUCUUUGUUUGACUUAAUACCGUGACAGAUGCAACAAAGGAAAGAAUGGUCAACUUCAAUU
This is a messenger RNA of Musa acuminata AAA Group (dessert banana), 808 nucleotides long. Its product is annotated as LIM domain-containing protein PLIM2b-like. NCBI's taxonomy places the organism in Eukaryota, Viridiplantae, Streptophyta, Magnoliopsida, Zingiberales, Musaceae. Gene Ontology annotation, biological process: actin filament bundle assembly. The coding region runs from base 55 to 660 and encodes 201 amino acids. The record is from RefSeq and is a predicted model, not a curated record. Gene Ontology annotation, cellular component: actin cytoskeleton; plasma membrane. Gene Ontology annotation, molecular function: actin filament binding. The transcript has 5 exons.